AUGUCAGGUGUCAUUGGUGGACACUCGCUUCACAGCUCAUCAAAUGACAAUGGUACCCGAUUGUUGGACUUUUGCAUUGCCCACCAACUUACCAUCGGUGGCACUAUGUUUCAGCAAAAGGAUAUACAUAAAGGUACGUGGAGAUCAUCUAAUGGUCGUACUGUAAACCAAAUAGACCACAUCUGUAUCAGUAAGAAGUUUGGAGGCUCUUUGCUAAAUACAAAAGUUUGUAGGGGGGCUGACAUUGGGUCUGAUCACUAUUUGGUAAGAGCACGACUGAGAAUGAAGCUUAUGUCAGUGAAAAAGAAGCAGGAACGUAAGCUCGAGAUUCCUGCUAUUGAGCAUCUGCGUGAUCAUUCACUUGUUUCCGAAUACAAUAUUGUUCUGAGAAACAAAUUUGACUGUUUGGAACCUGAGGUUGACCUGGAAUCAAUGUGGGACAACUUCAAGACAACUGUCCAACAAGUUUCCAUGGAAACCCUUGGGCAAAGACCUCGAAAAAAGAAGGACGGGCACCAAUCUCAGAAGACAAAAGAAUUAUUGAAGAACCGUAAGGAAUUUAAGCGUAAAGACCCUAAUUCGAACGCUAACAGAUCAGAGUAUUCUAGAUUGAAUAAGCUCUUUAAAGAAAGUAGCAAGGUGGACGAUAACAACUGGGCACAUAGAAUGGCCAAUGACUUGGAAGAAGCUGCGAGAAAAGAUCAGCAACGUGAGUUAUGGCAGAAGAUCAAUGUCAUAUCUGGAAAGAAGAAGAAGCAGUCAACUGCAGUUAGAGACGUAUCUGGCCAGUUGAUUGCCGACCCACGUGCCCAGAAAGAAAGGUGGAAAGAGCAUUUCUCUUGGCUAUUGAACCCUCCCCCGCAAGAGGCCAAUAUUUCUGACCUAGACAACAUCCUUCCGCAACCCAGUUUUGACGACGUUUCCGAUUCGGAUGAGGCUCCUACAAGAAACGAGAUUGUUGAUGCUCUCAAAAAACUCAAGAAUCACAAAAGUCCAGGAGUGGAUGGUAUCACCAACGAGCAACUUAAGUAUGGACAGGAUGGGUUGGUCGAUCAACUAGUUAUGUUGUUCAAGAAAGUGUGGGAAGAUGAGAAGAUUCCCGAGGAUUGGUCCAAAGGUGAUAUAAUCAUCGUUGGAAAGAAAGGUGACACCUCUCAUUGCGCUAACAACAUAGGCAUUACAUUAAGAUCCACAGCCUCGAAGCUCCUGCAGAUGAUACUCCUACGGAGACUUAGCAAUGGCAUGGAAAAAUUCCUCCGGGAGAAUCAAAGUGGUUUUAGACAGAGUCGCUCAUGUAUUGACCAGGUUUAUUCACUCCGCUGUGACCGAUAA
Molecule: messenger RNA, 1332 nt
Organism: Bolinopsis microptera
Lineage: Eukaryota; Metazoa; Ctenophora; Tentaculata; Lobata; Bolinopsidae
Exons: 1
Coding region: 1-1332 (443 amino acids)
Source: RefSeq, a predicted model, not a curated record